Messenger RNA from Phyllopteryx taeniolatus (common seadragon), 1883 nucleotides. RefSeq names its product COP9 signalosome subunit 8 (gene cops8). Bases 88 to 705 code for a protein of 205 amino acids. Gene Ontology annotation, cellular component: COP9 signalosome. NCBI's taxonomy places the organism in Eukaryota, Metazoa, Chordata, Actinopteri, Syngnathiformes, Syngnathidae. The transcript is spliced from 8 exons. Gene Ontology annotation, biological process: COP9 signalosome assembly; protein deneddylation. The record is from RefSeq and is a predicted model, not a curated record.
GCAAGACAAAGAAGAAGAAGAAGAUAUAGGAGUAGAAGAAGAGACAGACGACGUCAUCAUCAACAACACAUUUCUCCUCUUCUCAUCAUGCCUUGUGCUGUGAUGAUGGAAGAAAAUUUUGACAAACUACUGGAGCAGUGUGAAACUCAAGAGCUCGAGGCACCAGGAGGCAUUGCGACCCCUCAAGUGUAUGCUCAGCUUCUGGCACUCUAUUUACUACAUAAUGAUAUGAAUAAUGCCAGGUAUCUCUGGAAGCGGAUUCCCCAAGCAAUAAAAGCGGCAAAUCCUGAAUUAGCAGCAAUUUGGACAGUUGGCCAGCACAUUUGGCAGCGAGAUUUCCCUGGGAUCUACACAUCUAUUGCGGCUUACCAGUGGUCAGAAAAUAUCCUUCCGGUAAUGGAGGCCCUUCAAGAGAGUACGCGUCAAAGGGCAUACAGACUCGUGGCACAGGCGUACACCUCCAUUACUGCCGAAGAUUUCGCUGCCUUUGUGGGCUACUCGGUGGAAGAGGCCGUAAAAGGUGUGGUGAAUCAGGGCUGGCAGGCAGAUCCCACGACCAGAAUGGUGAUGCCUAAAAAGCCAGCACCGCCGAUUACAAGUAGAUGCAUGGGAAUGCACGCCUCCAGAAUCAGAGAGCAUCAGCCAAUGGGAAGGGAGAGAAAGACAAAGAGAAAAAGGCUAAGUAGCACACUCCGUGGAUGGUGAGAAGGGGAGAGAGGAAAGAAGAGGAAGUAAAGAUGUCGAAUCCUCCCCCCGUUUCGUCGGUUCCCAACGAGCAACAGUUGGCCAGACUUACCGACUACGUGGCUUUUCUGGAGAACUGAUAACCACAACAACCCUGGUCACUCUUUUUUCCUGAUAUUUGUGCAGACUCAUCACUGUGCUUUUGCUCAUUUCUGAUUAAAAACUAAACUAAAAAACAAGUUUUUGAUUUUUCAUUACAUGUGACAUCAAUAUCCUUGUUUCAUCAAGUCCUCCAGUUCUUCAUUAUCAGCUGUUUGAUGUUUAGCUGUGGGAAUUGUGCAUACUCUGGGUAUGCACAAUUCCCACAGUGCUUUUAUCUUAGUUCAGUGCCAGCUGUUCUAAUUUCAACUUCCUAACCCAUCCAUCCAUCCAUUUUGUGAGCCGCUUCUCCUCACUAGGGUCGCGGGCGUGCUGGAGCCCAUCCCAGCUAUCAUCGGGCAAGAGGCGGGGUACACCCUGAACUGGUUGCCAGCCAAUCGCAGGGCACAUACAUACAAACAACCAUUUGUACUCACAUUCACACCUACGGACAAUUUAGAGUCUUCAAUUAACCUACCAUGCAUGUUUUUGGGAUGUUGGAGGAAACCGGAGUGCCCGGCGAAAACCCACACAGGCACGGGAAGAACAUGCAAACUCCACAGAGGCGGGGCCGGGGAUUGAACCACGGUCCACAGAACUGUGAGGCGGACGCUCUAACCAGUCGUCUAACGUGCCGCCACUUCCUAACCCUUUCUAGAAUUUUUUUCAAAUUUUCAACUUAAUAGUGGGGGUGUGGUGUGUACGACAUCCCCAACACACUCUUUCUACGUUACGAGCAAAGCGCACAGUGACGAAUAAUAUGUCAUUCCCGCUGCACCGGAAGGUUGCUGCCAUAGGAACGGAACACUAAACCGACGACCCCUUGUACUUCCUUAUCAGCUCUUCUAUAUUUAGCUGUAUUAUGAGCCAUAGUAUCUAAUGUGAAUAUCCCAUUUAAAAAUGUGGUGACUGUUUUUAAUGUCGCUGUUUUUACAUUCUUAUUUUUUUUGAAUUAAUUUAGUUUUUUUACUGUCAGCUUAAUGGUGGUGUUUUGACAUGUUUGGGGAGGAAAAGAAGUUAAUGUAUGUUUUUGAAGCCUGCAAUAAAACAAGCAUACUGUG